Molecule: messenger RNA, 1428 nt
Organism: Hippocampus comes (tiger tail seahorse)
Lineage: Eukaryota; Metazoa; Chordata; Actinopteri; Syngnathiformes; Syngnathidae
Gene: mrpl45
Product: mitochondrial ribosomal protein L45
Exons: 8
Coding region: 321-1271 (316 amino acids)
Cellular component (GO): mitochondrion
Source: RefSeq, a predicted model, not a curated record
CUUAAAAUUUUUAAAUUUCAAGUUGCGAAGUCAUCACAAAGAGUAUUGUUCUUGUUAAAAGUGUGACUCAAAUCUCUUUUGGUUUUGUUACGUCUCAGAUUCCGGUGAACCAGUACUUUUAUUCAUUGAAAUACUAUUUCAUCACCCACGUUGCCGUAAUUUAUUAAUUUAAAUGCUAUUUUAUAACCCAAGUUGCUACAUAACGUGUAUUGUGCCGAUGUAAUUUGUCUUAAUAUCGCGUGAUUGCGUGAAAUAGUGGUGCGUUUACGGGUCUCUUCCGGAAAUAGUUUUUCUCCCGUUUCUGCUAAACGGGAAUCAAGAUGGCGGCACCCGUUACCAGGACGCUGGCUGUGCUACAGCGAGCGACAUGGAGCGCCUUUAAGGCUUCCGAAACGUCACAGGGUGUGCCACGGCACCCCGUUCCGCUUUUAGUGCCCGUGAGGACCAAGAAGCGCUUUUUCGUGCCCCCGGCCGUGGGUGUCAAGGGCAAACAAAAUGUCAACCCGGAAGCCAAGGCAAGAGCUGCUGGCGUUGUGUUCCGGCAGCAGUACAUUGAGAGGCCCAUCAACAUCGCCUGCACCGCGGGAAUCUUUGACCCCUACGUCCCUCCCGAGGGCGACGCUCGGCUUUCCUCUUUGUCCAAAGAAGGCUUGAAGCAGCGCACGGAGCAGCUGCGACAGAGCGCCUCAUCGCAGCUGGCAAUUCGGAAGAUCAAAGAGUUCGACUCUGAGUUUUCCUCCAAGGAUUUUGCCGAACGGGCCCAGGAAAUCUUCAUCGAGGCUCACAACGCGUUGUGCACCUUCGACAAAGACAAGCUUCACUCACUGGUGACAGAGCGCUGUUACCCGGAGAUGACGCGGGGCAACCGCUACAAGACCCUGCGCUGGCGCUUGGUGGAAUCGCUGGAGGCGCCCCGCGUGGUCCACGCCCGCAGCCCCGACAUGGUCGCCAAGGGCAACCUCUACGGCCAGGUGACUGUCCGCAUGCACUCCAGACAGACUCUGGCCAUCUACGACCGCUUCGGACGGUUGAUGCUGGGCGGCGAAGAUCAGCCCAAGGACGUCUUGGAAUAUCUGGUCAUGGAGCGGCACCUGGUCAACCCCUACGGACGCUGGCGCCUCCACGGGAAGAUUGUGCCGUCCUGGGCGCCCGCCAAGGACCCCAUCGUGAAAACCGUCGUCAUUCCCGGUCCGAAGCUAAAGCCCGGCGAAGAAUUUGAUCCCCUCACCUACCGAGUUCCCCAACCCGAGGCGGUGCAGUGGUCAAAAUAAGCCACCUUGGCAGCUGCACCUUCCAGCCACAGCGGGACCGCCUUCCAAGUGCAAGUAUGUGUCUCAAAGGCAACUUUCGGAGCACUUUUUGGUUGCUCCCUUUUCUAUUCGUGCGUCAAGAAAAAAAGCCAAUAAAAAGGACGUUCAGAAACGCAAA